Musa acuminata AAA Group (dessert banana) is the source of this 940-nucleotide messenger RNA. Its product is annotated as small ribosomal subunit protein uS9-like. Gene Ontology annotation, cellular component: ribosome; cytosolic small ribosomal subunit. Lineage: Eukaryota; Viridiplantae; Streptophyta; Magnoliopsida; Zingiberales; Musaceae. Gene Ontology annotation, molecular function: RNA binding; structural constituent of ribosome. The transcript has a single exon. Gene Ontology annotation, biological process: translation; maturation of SSU-rRNA from tricistronic rRNA transcript (SSU-rRNA, 5.8S rRNA, LSU-rRNA). Bases 332 to 769 code for a protein of 145 amino acids. The record is from RefSeq and is a predicted model, not a curated record.
CAAGCCAGCUGGUCCGGUCCGGUCUGGUUUCAAUGACUGGAAAAAACGCAAAUUCUUAACUCGGCCAGAUCAAGCCGUCCUGUUUGGGCCCGAUCCACCAUGGGAGAUGAAGAUGCCCAUUCAAGGGUUGGCUCGCACCACAAGGACCGGUGCAAUUAAAGUAAACCGACUCCCUGUCCGGAUCCGGUCCGCAGCAGGCUGGACUGUCGUGUGACUAAACCGCUUCCUGGUUCCUGGUGCUUUCCGCUAUAUAAGUCGUCGACUCUCCCACGCGCCGAUCAAAAUUUAGGGUUUCGUCUCGUUCAUCACUCGGUGAGCUCGAUCGUUGGCGAUGGCGACGGCAGCGGUGGACUCGGUGCAGUGCUUCGGAAGGAAGAAGACGGCGGUGGCUGUGGCGCACUGCAAGCGGGGUCGUGGGCUGAUCAAGGUGAACGGCGUGCCGAUCGAACUGGUGAAGCCGGAGAUCCUCGGCCUUAAGGCCUUCGAGCCCAUCCUCCUCCUCGGACGGCAACGGUUCAUGGACGUCGACAUCCGCAUCCGCGUCCGCGGCGGCGGCAAGACCUCCCAGAUUUAUGCCAUCCGUCAGAGCAUCGCCAAGGCCCUCGUCGCCUUCCACCAAAAGUACGUGGACGAGCAGUCCAAGAAGGAAAUCAAGGGCAUCCUCGUCCGCUAUGAUCGCACCCUUCUGGUCGCCGACCCCCGCCGAUGUGAGCCCAAGAAGUUCGGUGGUCGAGGCGCACGCGCCAGGUUCCAGAAGUCGUACCGUUAGAUCCGAGAGGUUCUGUAGUCCCGAUCUUUCCUCGUGAAGUUUUGAUCUUUCCUGCUUUGUUUGUUGCCUCUUCCGGAAUUGCUCGCUCUCGAGGCACAUUUGGUAUUCCUGUUAUGUUCUAGAUUUUACAUUAACGCUUUAAUUAUAUGAUUCACUAGCUCUUUCUCUGCA